AUGGAAAAACGACAGAAGUCUCUUCAAAAUCGCUUUCAUUUUAUAAAUAACGACUACACAUCUCAGGCCUUUUUUUUUCUUUCCUUCACAACAGCCACGAUCCUGGGUAACUAUACAAGGGUCGGGUUAUCGAAACUAUCGAACUAUGGGACAUCAUACGUAGCACCGGGCUCCAUUUUAUGGAGUAAUCUUGUCGCAUGCAUACUUAUGGGUAUGUUGCAAGUGCUGAAAAAGGGUGGCUGGUUCGAGCUGGAGCAGAUAUCGGAGAUGUUUGUAGUGCUGACAACGGGCUAUUGUGGUGCUUUAUCUUCCUACUCAAGUAUGAUACUUGAAAUGUUUCUACAUUCAGCAAAUUUGACCCCAAUAAAUGUCUCGAACGAUAUAAAGCUACCCAAUAGAGCAUACGGUAUAAUGGAGUUUCUAUCUGUUCUGCUUGUCCAACUAUUUGUAUCUGUGGGCUCUUAUAUUUUUGGUAGGAGCUUUGCUAAAACAUUCAUACUACCGUUGGGUUAUCGGAUGGAUAUGCCUGAGAUGAUGAGUGAACUGCAAAGAGAACCACCCGUUCCGCAACUUAAAAUUGCGUGGACUUACAAAACGGUACGAGCUGUGCAAUGGAUUUUUGCCCUUUUGGCAAUUCCACUCAUUGCAUUGAUAAUUGUAUUGACGUGUGUUUACAGUAACUACUCACGUUCGUCUUGGACGUUAGCACAACUUUUCGCCAUCCCAGCUGGUUUCUUAAGAUUUUUCUUGGCAAAGUUGUUCAAUUCAAAACUAAAGAGAUUCCCACUAGGAACCUUUAUAGCAAAUGUGUCUGCUGUAGCUACUUUGGCAGUCUUUACAAUGUGUUUACGGGGAAGAAGUCACUCAGGUAGCAGUACCCCAAUUGCAGGCACCGUAACGCAAUGCCAAGCGCUUUCUGCUCUGUCCUCAGGAUUUUCGGCAACCUUGAGUACUGUCAGCACAUUCAUCAACGAAGGCUACAAUCUACCGCUAUUCGAUGCGCUGGUAUACUAUGCUGUUUCAAUUUCCGCAUCUUACUGCGUGAUGGUGGUAAUGCUAGGUUCACUCGCAUGGACGAGAGGCCUUACGUCUGCCGCGUGCUAA
Zygotorulaspora mrakii is the source of this 1104-nucleotide messenger RNA. Its product is annotated as FluC/FEX family fluoride channel. The record is from RefSeq and is a predicted model, not a curated record. Gene Ontology annotation, cellular component: membrane. The transcript has a single exon. The coding region runs from base 1 to 1104 and encodes 367 amino acids. Gene Ontology annotation, molecular function: fluoride transmembrane transporter activity. Lineage: Eukaryota; Fungi; Ascomycota; Saccharomycetes; Saccharomycetales; Saccharomycetaceae. Gene Ontology annotation, biological process: fluoride transmembrane transport.